Penicillium macrosclerotiorum is the source of this 2022-nucleotide messenger RNA. RefSeq lists its product as uncharacterized. The coding region runs from base 1 to 2022 and encodes 673 amino acids. Lineage: Eukaryota; Fungi; Ascomycota; Eurotiomycetes; Eurotiales; Aspergillaceae. The transcript is spliced from 2 exons. The record is from RefSeq and is a predicted model, not a curated record.
AUGGAAAAUGAAGAAUGGGAUGACCGCGAAGAAGUUCAUUUUAUCGAUCGCUCGCCUCAACUCGCGCAAGAAAAUCCUGCACAGUUGAAUUCAUUACGGGCGCAACGAGAGGAAGAAUGGCAGAUUGAGCGAGAGGCCAUAAGCCGGCAGGCUCGGGAUCCUACGAAUUCGCAAAAAGUCGUUCUCAUUGACAGUGAUGAUGCGGUGCGCGAUGAGGGACUUCAACUCAAUGAUGAAUUUCAUGAUCAAUCCGCGUCCGACGUUGAAUCUGCUGCCGAGGUGGUGCCUUCCGACACUGAACCGUUCGAUGAAGAGCCACUCGAGGAGCAGCGAUACGAUGACAAGCCAUUUGAGGAAAUGCCAACUGACGAGGAAUUCAUUGACGAGCUGCCCGCAGAUCUGAAGUCAAAUCUAGGACUUGAACCACGGUCUAUCAGGACUCAGGCAGGCCACGAGGAACUGGAGAUGCUAGACGAGCACGACGACAAUGAAUCCGUAGAUAUUUGGCGGGAAGAGCCUCAAUAUGCCGAACCUGAAGCUGUGCGCGAGGUGCUGUUACCCGAUGCACAAGACUUAGAAAAGGAACCGGAAGAAAGAGUAUUGGAUGACGAAGAUGGGUUUGAUAUAUGGCAACAAGAGGCCCGGGACCACAGUUAUCUCUCGCAACAUUCAGAUCCUCAAGCGCACGCUCCUUUGCAAGAGUCUAUCAGUCCUUGGAAAAGAAUCGCCAGCCUUUCUGCGAAAGGAGAUAACUUGAGUUCAUCACCAGCUUACGUGAACAUGGAACAUGGCGACUACUUGGAAACAACACACAUACGAAAAUUGCGCGAUGAAGAGGUUGACCUAUCUGCUGUCCUCGCGGAAGAAGACACACCCAACCGUGCUCGCUAUUACAACGGCACAAAUACCCCACGGGGUAUUCUCAGCUAUCGAUCUAGUGCCGCCUCUCCGUCAAUCAAUGGGACUGCCAUGAAAUCUGGGUCCACGCGGAAGGAGGUAAAACGCGUUCGUCUACAGCCUAUUUCUCAAUCAAGCCCAGAAAUAAGACCAGAAGCACAGUUCCAUUCUCCUGCAAUCGCGCACAAGCCAUCUUCCCAAGAGGCUGUUGUGGAAGAGGCCGAAGAUAUCGAAAGUGUCUCUGACAUGGCUCACCAGACCGAGUUUCCUCCCACGCAUUCUGCAGCUGCGACUCCCGAACUCCCACCCCCCGCUGGGCACCAAGAUGAUAGUUCAAGUGUCACCUCCGAAAGCGGAGUGGAGACAGACCAGGAUGACCAGGAGGAUCAAGAGGAACUCGCUAGCGUCGAAUCUGCGAGAGAUAUCCAUCAAGUCCUUGAGCAUGCACCUUCGGAUCGUUCGAGUGAAUCGCCCUUAAAAUUCCUGGAGGAGUCUGCUAGUCCUCCACAACUAAAAGGAUCCCACUCAUUCCACUUGGCAAAAGGGUCUGGGGAAGAGCCAGAUGACGUACACUUUGCUGGGAGAAGUGAUUUUCGUGAUAUUGUAGAAGAUGAAGCCCCACAAGCUGUGGAAGAUUAUAUUCCCGAAUAUGACUCAGUGGGGGAUGACCUUGUGGUGGACGUGGACACUGGCGACAAUAUCGCCGUCGACUUGGUUGACACAAAUUACGGUGGCAACCCUACAAAAUCCAGGCCGCUUGCGGCCUUUGGUUAUUUCUCCGACGAACAUUACAAGGCUCUUCGGCGCAUCUACCAAAUGGCAAAGCGAUUUCCAGAGCGCUUCUCUUACCAUGACGCGCCAGGGCGCGCCGAAAUCAUCGGUGAUUGGAUUUGGACCUCGGACGGCCAUCACGGGGUACCCAUCACCGAAGUGCAAUUUGCUAUUAUUGAUCGCUUUGUGCAUGACCUCUCACGCGCCGACAUCCAGUACGGUGGAAGAGGGCAGGUCAAAUGGUCUGAAGCUGACCUGCACCGAAGGUUGAUCAGCAUCAUCAUUGGUGAGCAGAUCCGAGAGGAGCGAAAGGCUAAGUCGGCCCGAGGGGUGUCUGUUGAUACCUGGCGAUGA